Messenger RNA from Elgaria multicarinata webbii, 640 nucleotides. It is a transcript of the gene CFAP90, whose product is annotated as cilia and flagella associated protein 90. NCBI's taxonomy places the organism in Eukaryota, Metazoa, Chordata, Lepidosauria, Squamata, Anguidae. The record is from RefSeq and is a predicted model, not a curated record. The transcript has 3 exons. Bases 55 to 543 code for a protein of 162 amino acids.
GCCCUGAGAUCAACCCAGCCUGCCUCCCAGCCAAACUUUGGGCUUGGCCGGGGCAUGCAAGAAGCCCAGAAUGAGAAGGAACUGGGAGCAGACGAGGAGGGGGAGGAGUUGGAAGAACUGGGAGGCAUCAAUGAGAAACUAAUUAGGCAACAUAAGCUUCCACUCUCUGCACAGUCAGCCUUCAGCUACAUCCCACCCCGACGCAAAGAUCCCCCUGAACUCAGCUAUUUUCACCAAGAGAGCAAGGCAGGAAUUGUUUCCGUAUAUGACUGCAUCUUUAAAAGACCCAUUGGCUACAAUGAAAAGCUCCACCGGUGUGACCGGGAACAUGCAAAAAGCAGAGGUCUUCACAUUAACGAUGAGGAAAAAGCAAGGCCUAUGGCUGUCCUGUCCUCCUCUGAAUAUGGACGACGCAUAGACAAGCCUGUGGAAGAGCUGAUCCGAGACCAUGUGCGCAUUAACCGUGUGCAGGCAGAAUUCUACAGGAAAAAUGGACUAGCUUGCUUGGUAGAAAAAUCUUCCAGAAGCGUGGAUGCAGUCUAAACCACUCUGCUGUGCGUGAGAUCAGAGAGCAAUAAGGUUUCCAUUUAACCCUCUCUAGGGUACUGCUGCCAUUUGGGUUCAGUUCAAAUGUAACAUC